UCCGGAGUAUUUGUUGUCUCGAGUUUCUAGGCACGCAUAAUUUUCGAAUCCACUUGAAUUGUGGGCUGUUAGAUAGAUUUCGUCAUGUCCUAGCUAAACAUGUAUUUUAUAGAGCUAGUUUGCUCACAAGUUUUACUGCCUUAAGUGUUUUCCUAAUUAAGUCUUAAAUUUUAAGAUGGCCAAGGCAACAAGACAGUUGCGACACAAUGAAGAACAUUACGUUGCCAAGAUGAAUUUCCGAAGUGAGAAGAUUCUACGAAGUCAAAUCGACCGAUUGAACAAGGAGAAACUGUUGCAGGUGAAAAGCCUAAACGCUCAAAUGAGGACGUAUGAGAGAAAGUUGCAGAAGAUAAACGACAGAGUCGCUGAAGUGGAAAAACUUUCACGAACUGACUUCGACCCGUCUCAGCGUCUUCCAACUCGAGAGCACUUCAACAAGCUAAACGGUGAUGCCGUGCGACAGCGACAUCUCGCCACUGGAGUCGGUUACUCGUAUAUAGAUCAGCUGUUAGGAGUAUCAAAACCACUCGUGAACAGACCGCUAAGGUGGGGAAUAAACCCGUCUUUACCAAGUCUUCAACAGCACACUUCUAAACCGAUUACUCUGGUAACAGACGCUGCCUCGUCGAAUGCAUUCAUGACGGAGAUUAAAGGUCACCCUAUCUAUCUUCGACCGAGAGAAGCAGUUUAUAUCAAGAGGCAAAGACCUGCUCCGGAUGCUUUGAUUUUGCCUCCCAUCGCAUUGAAAACCAGUGAAAAACAAGCCAUGGAACGGCAGUCAGUGUUUCAUGUCGAGAACAAUACAAUGUCACAUGAUUCUUUGCCCGAAAAAGACGAAGUUAAUCCCGUAAUAACUAUCCAGGACGUAAGUUCGCAGCUCUCUCCGAUUACUGAAAGCGGAACUGAACAAGCAACAGAAAUCUCUAAAACGGACGGUGAAAGUGAUAUUGCCAUACAUACAACGGGAAUGUUAAAGAAAAAAGAACAUAUCAAGGUGAAACUGAAUGAAACAGAACCGUCUAACAUUAUGGAAAAACCUGACAUAGUUGUAGAAAACGAAGAGGCUUCGCGUAUGAACAAGGAAAUAUUCAGGAGUGCUAGUAGUUCACCCUCAUCAUCAUUGCGAGGGCAUUUUAUUACAGAAUAUGAGUUUCCAUCACACGGUGCGAAACGUUUUACUCGAAGCACCGAAAUGUUAAGUGUUGAAACGAGCGAGGCUCGGACCGAAAAAUACAAUGAAAACGAACCAAACUCAUUUCGGUAUCAACUUCAUGCUAGAAGAUUUUCUUUGUAAAUUAAUCCGACAAGAAUGACCUUUCAAAAUGGUAUCACAAUUUCCCUAUUAAUAGCAAAAAAUUGAAUAUUUUACAUAUAUUUUACAUAUGUAUGACAAAACUAUAGUUUCGUUAUUCUUUUUAAGAUAGCAAAGUUAAAAAUCAAUUAUUAUAUAAACAGAUUAUUUGUCUUGUGGCAACUUCAUGAAUGACACGAAUUUGUCUUGGCUGGCAAAGACAAUAAAUAGAUAAAUGAGGAUUAUUAUAUUUUUGCAGCAUAUUUUCUUCAUAAAUACACUUACUAUCAAGGUAAUUAAAGUUUAUUGUUAUAGGAA
Messenger RNA from Orbicella faveolata, 1609 nucleotides. RefSeq lists its product as uncharacterized. The record is from RefSeq and is a predicted model, not a curated record. Lineage: Eukaryota; Metazoa; Cnidaria; Anthozoa; Scleractinia; Merulinidae.